AUGUCUACUGUAUCCUCACUGGCUCCUUCGCAAGCGUCCAAGUCAAGCUUCUUUAAUCGCUUCCAGCGUACUCCUUCCACUUCCUCGGUUGUCUCGACUGCGACUAAUACGUCAAAGUCGUCUUCGGAAUCCACACUCUCUGCCAAGGUCACCAUACUAGAUGCCCGGAACGAAGAGCUCAGCCAGGUGAAUGACCUCAAUCGACUCACGCUACAGAAGCUCGCAGAGGAUCUGGAACUCAAGGAGCUGGAGUGUACAGAUCUUCGUCGAACGACUAGCACACUUGAAGCGGAACUCGAGCAGACCGUCCAUCUCAACUCAACCUCGUCCUCUUCAUAUAUACUGGACCUUGAAGCUAUGCAGGAGAAGCUUGAACUCUCCGAAGGCUGCCAAAAGGAGCUCAAGUGUAGCGUUCGCGCAAAGGAGGAAGAGAUUAGCGAGCUUACCAUCAAGAUUGCAGAGCUUGCUGGAGCAGAUGAGUCCGCUGCUGCCGCAGCCUCAAACCUGACGCGCUCGCUCAGCGAUGCACACCAAGAGAUCACUGACCUCCUGAACACUAUCAAGGACAAGGACGUGCAGCUCUCUGCCGUCUCCAGCGACUUAGAUACCGCCAACCUUUUCCAGGAAAAGCUUCUUGAGGAGCACUGUGAGUACUCACACAACGCCUGCAAGCAGCAGGACCAGGUUGCCUCUUUGCAAAAGGAGAACGAUACCCUCGCUAUGCGCGCCGCAGCCGCCGAGUUCAAGAACGCCAGAUACGCUACACACAUUGACACAUUUACCAAGCAGUUUCAGUCCCUGAGCACAUUUGCUGCGGAAUCGCAAGUUAGCCACGACGCCCAAGUCGAUGCCAUGCACGCUCAGCAGCAAGAUGCUUCUGCCCGCUUUCAGCGGCAGCUUCUCGACCGAGACAAUAUGAUUGCCUCUCUUCAACAGCGUCUCACAGACUCCGAAGCUGCGCAGGACGUGGCUGGUUUGAAGCACAAGGACGACGUCGCGCGUUUGGAGAACCAAGUCACCCGACUGGAUGUUCAAGUAAGCGAAUCCGAGUACCAACACGCCGUUUGGCAGGAUUAUGCUAACGAACAAGUCGUUAGGCUUGGGAAGUUGUAA
Messenger RNA from Parastagonospora nodorum SN15, 1113 nucleotides. RefSeq lists its product as hypothetical. The transcript has a single exon. NCBI's taxonomy places the organism in Eukaryota, Fungi, Ascomycota, Dothideomycetes, Pleosporales, Phaeosphaeriaceae. The record is from RefSeq and is a predicted model, not a curated record. Bases 1 to 1113 code for a protein of 370 amino acids.